UACGCUUCCCCAAGCAAAUAUUCACCGAAGCAUAAGAAAUGGGAAAAGCGAGUGCUUUUCAUUAGACGCUUCAGAAAGUACCUAGCCGGUUCAUUGAGUGCCUAUUGAAUGUGUCAACUUCUUUUUAUUGCUCAUGGCCAAGACAAGGUUUUUUGCACUCAGAUAUCUGGUUUUCAGUUCUGUUCUCAUAAUUGGUACGGUGACAGUUUUGUUGUUUACUCGCUCUUCAAAUAAGAAGACGACCCUAUCAAGCGAAAACCAUUGGAACGUCGUGGCAAACCGAACAUGGUUGUACCUGGGAGAGACUAUUAAACCAACAGAAAAAAAAGACUUGAGAAACAAGAAUUUCCUAUACUUGGUUCAAGCCGAAUCAUGUCUUCCACUACAUUUAUUAAAAGCAAAUUUAUUGGGGAAUGGGGACGAUAGAGAUGCGAUGGUUCUUACCUGGAAAAGCGAGUGCAGACAAAGACAAGGCGAAUCGCUUUCGCAUAUAUCGUACAUCUUCGACAAAAAUCAAACGUGGGGUUCAGGAAGGAACCUUCUUUUCCAGAGAGGACUUAAACGAAGGAACACGUACUUAUACUACAUUUUUCUUGACGAGGAUAUCGAGUUCUCAUUCACAGAAAAUGUUACCAAGAGGGACAUUUACAAUUCGACGAGUCCUCUUACAUCUUUUGAAAACUUUCUCAAAGGUUUGGAGCCCGCUGUAGGAUUAGCGAACUUUUGCAGUCGAUGCGGACGUUUCCUGCCAGAUUCCUCUUAUGUUGCAUCUUCGUGCUGCUCUCCGCGUCCAAUCAACGGUAUUUUACCAUCAGUGUUACCAGUCAGCAUAACAUUUGAUGCAGCGUUCAAUGCUUUCCAUCGCAAUGCGGUAAAAUACUUGUUGCCCUAUAAACUCAACUAUGAGAAUACAAGUUGGUGGGAAAGUCAAAAGUACAUAAUUCUUGCGUCCGAUGUGCUAUUUAGAGGUCGCGUGUUGCGUUAUAACACCGUUACAGCACUAAACACAAUCCACAGAAACUACCCAAAACAGCAAUACAACAACUGGAAAGAGAUACUGAUGGGUAUAAAAACUUCAAUGCCUACGAAAUUCCAUAACUUGAGCGUGUUUCAAGAGGACCCUGUCCCCCAACUUCCGUUCAACGUAAGUGGAAAUGUGAUGUUCACACCCCGAUGGAACGUUAGUAUGAAGAUGGUUAAACUGCCUAUCCAGCCUUUGGCACAUUUCAGAUCAGUCCAAAGGGAUCAAAACUCAGUAUUUUAACUAGUAGUUCAACUAGGGCAAAAGCAACUAGCAUCGACUGUAACCGUAUAGUUUCACCGAAUUUUUGCACACUGCAAGAGGCCACGGUCAGGAGAUUUCCGUGGACAACGGUUUUAUAGAUAGCCUUUAAAAUCACCCAUUAAUAUUAUGGUAGUCUUAAUUAUCCGCUUGAUGCAUUGAAUAAAUUAGGACCUCAUAAAAAAGACCGCCAUUAAAGCGGAUAAACUCGAAUAUAGACAACUUCUAUAUGGAUACCCUCCUCAUAGGGGUCCAGGCCAAAUAUGGAAAGCCUUACUCUAAUAGUGAACUGUCGCUGCCGUGUAUAUGUCGCUCGUUCAAUGAAAGACACUGGCUUGAUUUCUCGGCUUGACAAGGGGAGACAUUAUAGAUAGUAUUAGGAUUGGUUUAUCACUCCGGAACGAGAAUAUCAAACUCAAUCAAAGGUUGGUAUGUAGAAAAGGAACUAAUGACACAACUUUAAGUGCCAAGUAGAGCAUCGGACGUGGGAGGUGCCCGAUCGAGCAUCGCGAAAUCAGAUACAGGGUGUUGUCCAGUAGAGCAUCGGACGUUGGGGGUGUCCGGUCGAGGAUCGGACAUUGGGGUGUCCGGUAGAGUACGGGGGAUGGGGGUGUCCGUUUGAGUCGGAUGUGGGAAGCGUGCGGUGGGGCAUCGGACAUGGGGAGUGUCCAUGCAGUAUCGGAAUAGUGUCCAGUAGAGUAUGUGGAAUGGAAAGUGUCCGUUUUUGUUAUGGGAAAUGGGGAGUGUCUGGUUGAGUAUCAGACAUGGGUUGUGUCCCAUACAGUAUCCAAUAUGGGGUGCGUCCGGUAGAGUAUCCGGUCGAGUUCAGACACAGAAGGAGAGUAUCGGACAUGGAGAACAUCCUGUAGAGGAACAGACAUGAAGAAAGUGUCCGUUAGAGUAUCGGACAUGGGGAGUGUCCGGCAGAGCAUCGGACAUGCAUACUCCCUUUGUCCGAAUUUGGCAUUUGAAAAUACUAAUAAAAUCGAGAAAUUUCCAUAAA
Messenger RNA from Nematostella vectensis (starlet sea anemone), 2285 nucleotides. RefSeq lists its product as uncharacterized. NCBI's taxonomy places the organism in Eukaryota, Metazoa, Cnidaria, Anthozoa, Actiniaria, Edwardsiidae. Bases 134 to 1264 code for a protein of 376 amino acids. The transcript has a single exon. The record is from RefSeq and is a predicted model, not a curated record.